Molecule: messenger RNA, 2680 nt
Organism: Neohortaea acidophila
Lineage: Eukaryota; Fungi; Ascomycota; Dothideomycetes; Mycosphaerellales; Teratosphaeriaceae
Product: MIF4G like-domain-containing protein
Exons: 3
Coding region: 95-2611 (838 amino acids)
Biological process (GO): nuclear-transcribed mRNA catabolic process, nonsense-mediated decay; mRNA export from nucleus
Cellular component (GO): nucleus; nuclear cap binding complex
Molecular function (GO): RNA cap binding; mRNA binding
Source: RefSeq, a predicted model, not a curated record
CCCACACCCGACAACCGACUUCAUUGUGGUUGCUCAACAGCCUCUCACCCUGACAUCGCUCAUCGCUGCAUCUUCUGCACCUCUCAGGAACGGUAUGGCCGACUUUGAAGACAGACGCGACUACCGCGGCGGCGGGAGAGGGGGCCCCUUCAACAAGAGGAAGCGCUAUCGAGAGGACGACGACCGUGAUCAUCCGAGUAGAAACCAACGCCCGCGCUACUCCGCUCCUCCUCCCGGCACUCAGCUCCGCAAAGGCCUGCUGGAAAUUGGCGAGGAUACGCUGCGCAUGCCCCACGAAGUAGCCAUUCAAUUGGCCAGACUGCUCGUGGACAACUACGACGAUGAGUACGUCAAGGAUGUCUUUACCAUCACCACCAUGAAGCUCGUCGUCGAGCAGCCCGUCAAGAUUCCAUUCGUCGCGGCCGUGGUACUCUUUGCGCACAUGGAAAAGAAGGAGGCUGCCCAGGACAUCGUUUCCACUGCGGCCGAAUGGUUUGACGAGUACAUCAACAAGGGACAAUGGCGCUCGGCCAAACUGAUGCUGCGCUUCCUGGCUUGUCUGAGCAGGCUGUUCGAGCAGGAUGGCGUGUUCCCCAUUCUCGACGAGUUGUUCAACCGCGCCGUGGACCUCCAGACAGCCUCUCCCGAAGACGCCGUGGGCUUGGAGCUCGUCAAAAUCAUCCUGCUUACCAUUCCGUACCUCCUGGCAUAUGCUGAAGACACCACUCUUCCAGAGAAAGCCGUUGCUCUUCUGGAGAAGACGGACAUUGUUGCUUCAGCGGCGCAUCCCGUCGAGGCGUUGGUGGACCCAUACCCGGGCACGGCCGAAGGCGCGGAGAGACCAAUGGUGUGCGCAAGCGUCAUUUCCCUUCUCCAGCGCCAACUGCAAGAGGAAGCAGCAACCGGCUGGGCUCUCGCCUUGCUGCCGAGAAUCUUUGAUCCUUCCCUCAAGUCAAAAAUCCCAAAUGGCGACGAGACGAACGGCAAUACCAACGGCGACUCCAACACCAAGCUUACCUUCCCAUCCAUCAUCGUGCCAUCACCCAUCAAUCCGGGAUCGAAAACGCUCUUUCCCGAGCUGUUCUUCUCCCUCUUUGCGGAUCAGGAGAUCGAGUCGGUGCCACCUACCUCCAACAUCGCAUCGACACUCCUGCGUGAUGCCACGGUUGACACAAUCAACCUCCUCGACUUCAACCGCAUCGCCACUGCGAAGGUCCUGAACGAGCUCGACAACUUCUUCGCACCCAACAUCUUCGUCAAACGCAGCACCACUUUCGACAAGCUUCGAGACAUCCCUGCCGGCUCGACGACUUGGAAGCCAGAAGAUGUCACCAUCGAUGCCGUGUUCAGCCAGAUCUUUGCGCUUCCUGCUCCGGAGCAUCGGCUGGUCUACUACCACAGUCUCAUCACCGAGAGCUGCAAGAUCAGUCCGGGCGCUAUCGCGCCCACGCUUGGACGUGCGAUCAGGUUUUUGUUUCGCGGUCUGGAUGCGAUGGAUGCCGAGCUGGGGUAUCGGUACAUGGACUGGUUCGCGCAUCACUUGAGCAAUUUCGAGUUCAGAUGGAAGUGGACGGAAUGGAUUCCCGACUUGGUCUUGCCGGCUCUCGAUCCCAAGAAGUCCUUCAUCGUUGGACUGCUAGACAAAGAGAUCCGUCUGUCCUUCGCCAAGCGUAUCCGUGAGACCCUUCCAGAACCAUACUUCGACCUUAUCCCCGCUUCCAAAGAGAAGGACAUCCCGGACUUCAAAUUCGCCGACGACGCGACGCCUUUUGCCGAAGAAGGCCGCGAGAUCAUCUACCACCUCAAGAAGAAAGCCAGCGAGGAGGAAAUUCAGAAAGUCAUCGACACCGUGCACGAAAAAGCCGCAGCGCAGGGCCUAGACGCAGAGGAAGCGCAGAAGCGCAGCACCGACAUCUACGUCACCUCCAUCCUCUCCAUCGGCAGCAAAUCCCUCUCGCACGUCCUCAGCACCAUCGACCGGUGCAAAGAGCGCCUCCUCGCCCUCGGCCCGCAAAGCGAACCCUCCCGCCGCCAAAUCAUCUCCAGCGUCUUCGACUUCUGGUCCGAACACCCGGGCAUCGCCGUGAACAUCGUCGACAAACUCCUCAACUACACCAUCGUCACGCCCAUGAGCGUCAUCGAGUGGACGCUCAAGGACAACAUCGACCGCGGCCGCGCCCUUGCGUCCCCGCACUAUUUCGAACUCGUCUCCAUCACUAUGUUUAAAGUGACGAACCGCGUGCACCAGCUCCUACAGCAUCGCAACAACACCACCGUUCCCUUUGAGCAGCGUCUGCAGAUCAACGACGCUCUGCCGCGCGAACGCCAAGGUAUGAGGGAUUUGUUCGCCGCGAUUGAAGAUGCCGUUGCGGGCGUUGCGGCUGGUGCGCAGGAUGAGAUGAUUGAGCGGUUUGAUGGCGAGGACGCCGAGUCCGAGUAUAUCAAGGCUUGGGGCGCGCGCUGGGCGAGGGUGUGGAGGCGUAAGGCGGCGGUGGAGGAGCAGAUUGCGAAUGAAGGGUUGGCAAUUGAGAUGGUGGAGCCCGCGGCUGUGCCGUUGCCCAUGGGCGAGGCGGACGAGGGGCUUGGGGAGGAGAUGGAUCAGAUUGAGUAGGGUUCUCUCUGGAGAGUGUUGAGACUAGGAAGCAAGAAGAAAGACAGAUCGAAUUACUUGUACAUUACA